GGCACAUUGGCCUCUUGCUUGGGAAGGCACAGAGGUGGCAGCAGCAGGGUAGGCGGCACGUUAGUCUCACACAUGGCGGAUUAUCUGAUCAGCGGAGGGACCAGUUAUGUCCCGGAUGACGGGCUGGCGGCACAGCAGCUCUUCGGGGCCGGAGACGGACUCACCUACAAUGACUUCCUCAUCCUCCCGGGGUACAUUGACUUCACAGCAGACCAAGUGGAUCUCACCUCCGCGCUCACAAAGAAAAUCACCUUAAAGACCCCGAUGGUUUCCUCCCCCAUGGAUACAGUCACAGAAGCCAAUAUGGCUAUUGCAAUGGCGUUAACGGGCGGGAUUGGCAUUAUGCAUCACAACUGCACCCCAGAAUUCCAGGCCAAUGAAGUACGGAAAGUAAAGAAAUACGAGCAGGGGUUCAUCACAGAUCCAGUGGUGCUAAGUCCCAAACACCGAGUCCGACAUGUAUUUGAGGCCAAGGCCCGGCAUGGGUUCUGUGGGAUUCCCAUCACUGAGAAUGGAAAGAUGGGGAGCAAGCUGGCGGGAAUCAUUUCAUCCAGGGACAUCGACUUCCUCAGACCCGAGGAGCACGACCUUGCACUCAGCGAGAUCAUGACCCUAAGGGAAGACCUUGUUGUGGCGCUGGCCGGAGUGACGUUGAAGGAAGCCAAUGAAAUUUUGCAGAGGAGUAAAAAAGGCAAGUUACCCAUUGUUAACGGCAACGACGAGCUGGUGGCCAUAAUCGCUCGCACUGACCUAAAGAAGAACCGCGAUUAUCCGCUCGCUUCCAAAGACGCAAAGAAGCAGCUGCUGUGCGGGGCGGCCAUUGGCACACACGAGGAUGAUAAAUAUCGGCUGGAUCUGCUGGUGCAGGCCGGAGUGGAUGCAGUGGUCCUUGAUUCAUCACAAGGAAACUCAAUUUUCCAAAUCAAUAUGAUCAAAUACAUCAAAGAGAAGUAUCCCGAUCUUCAGGUGAUCGCUGGCAACGUCGUAACUGCCGCCCAAGCAAAGAAUCUGAUAGACGCAGGGGCCGAUGCGCUGAGAGUGGGAAUGGGAAGUGGCUCAAUUUGCAUCACUCAGGAAGGAGAUAGCCAGGGAGGAGAAAUCCAGCGCCGCCAGAUGGAUCGUCGUCAUGUCACCUUUUCAGAAGAAGAGCGCAAGCGGAGUAUCGUGCUGGCGUGCGGGAGGCCUCAGGCCACGGCCGUGUACAAAGUGUCGGAGUAUGCCAGAAGGUUUGGUGUCCCUGUCAUCGCAGACGGCGGCAUUCAGACUGUCGGACAUAUCGCAAAGGCCUUGGCAUUGGGCGCUUCCACAGUCAUGAUGGGGUCCCUACUGGCAGCCACCACAGAAGCCCCAGGUGAAUACUUCUUCUCAGAUGGCAUAAGGUUAAAGAAAUACAGAGGCAUGGGCUCUCUGGAUGCCAUGGACAAGAAUGUAAGCAGCCAGAAGAGAUACUUCAGUGAGGCAGAUAAGAUUAAGGUUGCUCAGGGUGUGUCUGGAGCCGUCCAGGACAAGGGAUCCAUUCACAAGUUUAUUCCAUAUUUAAUUGCUGGAAUUCAGCAUUCGUGCCAGGAUAUCGGCGCCAAGAGCUUAACGCAAGUCAGGGCCAUGAUGUAUUCAGGUGAACUUAAGUUUGAGAAGAGGACCAUGUCAGCACAGGUGGAAGGAGGAGUGCAUGGACUACACUCGUAUGAGAAGAGACUAUUCUAAAGCCGCUGCCAUCCAUUUGCCUGAUGCCAACAUGCCCCUACAGCAGAAACUGUGCCGACAUACUGCAUGUGCUUGCCCUACGGAUCACCACGGGUUGCCUUACCCACAUCAUGCCAAGGACUGUGAGACGCACAGGGGCAUGUGAAUCCCACCAUUUUGUUCUACAACGAACUUCCAAUUAAAUGUCAAAAUGUACCUGCUGCCUGAUCAUACCACACACCAAAGCUCUUAUACUGUAACUGCAACGUGUGUUUCAUCUGGAACAGUGUAAAAUCUCAAUGAUUACCAUUUUUUAUGUCCUAGUUGACUGCAAAUAAACACUGAAACGUAAAGUAA
Molecule: messenger RNA, 2040 nt
Organism: Xenopus laevis (African clawed frog)
Lineage: Eukaryota; Metazoa; Chordata; Amphibia; Anura; Pipidae
Gene: impdh2.L
Product: inosine 5'-phosphate dehydrogenase 2
Exons: 15
Coding region: 73-1704 (543 amino acids)
Biological process (GO): GMP biosynthetic process; purine nucleotide biosynthetic process; GTP biosynthetic process
Cellular component (GO): cytosol; cytoplasm; nucleus
Molecular function (GO): oxidoreductase activity; catalytic activity; IMP dehydrogenase activity
Source: RefSeq, a predicted model, not a curated record